UUUGAGUGUGGCAUUGGAAUAAAAUUAUCGUCUUCACAUUCCCGCAACCCAAGCUCACCGUCGACAAACACCAAAUAUCCCGCCAAACAACUAACCAACAAGAUGCCUCCCAAGAAGACUCAACGUCCCGCCCAGGAGAACAUCUCCUUGGGCCCCCAGGUCCGCGAGGGUGAGCUCGUCUUCGGCGUUGCCCGUAUCUUCGCUUCGUUCAACGACACCUUCGUCCACGUCACCGAUCUGAGUGGCCGCGAAACCAUCUGCCGUGUCACCGGUGGAAUGAAGGUCAAGGCCGACCGUGACGAGUCGUCGCCCUACGCCGCCAUGUUGGCUGCUCAGGACGUCGCCGCUCGCUGCAAGGAGCUGGGCAUCACCGCCCUGCACAUCAAGAUCCGUGCCACUGGUGGUAACGGCACCAAGACCCCCGGCCCCGGUGCCCAGUCCGCCCUCCGUGCCUUGGCCCGUUCUGGCAUGAAGAUCGGCCGUAUCGAGGACGUUACUCCCACGCCCUCCGACUCGACCCGCCGCAAGGGUGGUCGCCGUGGUCGUCGUCUCUGAGCGUGUGCGCAAACUCGAAGUGGUGUACCUCACGAUCAGCAACGAACAAAAAAAAAGCUUACGGAUGGGAUGCACAAGGAUCUUGGUUGGUUUUAUGGCUUUGUUGGGAUUUGGAACUUCUUUGCGGCGUUGACCAUUACGAGGAGGACGGCAUUGACUUGCCUGGUCUCCAAAUAUCAAACAUUCCUGGUCACAUGAUGUCUGUUGGCACGACCGCGGAAAUCAAAAGAUAGAUAAAAAUCACCAUGAUGGUUGAAUGAACCUUGAUACCCACCCGCGGCCUAGAUAACCACCGUCAAUCCAGUGCGACGUCAGUUCAGGAAUAUCCCUACAGACUGCCGAUCUGAAGUUAUUUGUGAAGCCAUUGCCAUGUUGUCCAAGGGAAGUCCUAUUUAAACGUUAUUUUAAAC
Messenger RNA from Pyricularia oryzae 70-15, 965 nucleotides. RefSeq names its product 40S ribosomal protein S14. The transcript has 3 exons. Gene Ontology annotation, molecular function: mRNA 5'-UTR binding; small ribosomal subunit rRNA binding; structural constituent of ribosome. NCBI's taxonomy places the organism in Eukaryota, Fungi, Ascomycota, Sordariomycetes, Magnaporthales, Pyriculariaceae. Gene Ontology annotation, cellular component: cytosolic small ribosomal subunit; ribosome. The record is from RefSeq and is a predicted model, not a curated record. Bases 103 to 555 code for a protein of 150 amino acids. Gene Ontology annotation, biological process: maturation of SSU-rRNA from tricistronic rRNA transcript (SSU-rRNA, 5.8S rRNA, LSU-rRNA); translation; ribosomal small subunit assembly.